UGUUUGUGUCAACCCAUCUCAAGCUGUAUGCGACGUAAAUAAGAUCGAGUUCUCUUGGAUGAAAUUGAAUUUUCCAGCGUUGCAGUACGAAGCUGGCAAUGGCCAACUUGUGAAUAUAGUGCCUUUAAGUCGUCUGACUCCAAACAUGCCAAAAGACUCAGACAAGCCAGAGGAUGAAAGAGACAGUGAAUCUCUGGAGGAGAAGACGCAGGCCGCGUCUGAGGAGACGGUGAGGAAGAGAGUUCGGGUAAACACUCCCAGCCCACACAGAGGGAACACCCCACAAGCUAGCCCUCCCAGGUUUGUCUCUAUGGAGGAGGUAAUGGAGACAGCUAAAGGAGUCAGUAAUAUGGCUUUGGCCCAUGAGAUCAUGGUCAACCAAGAAUUCCAAGUCAAACCUACAGAACUCCCAGAGGGAAGUUUGGAGCGCAGAGUGAAGGAGAUCUUGCACAAGGCAUUCUGGGAUUGUCUGGAGACUCAGAUGAAUGAGGAUCCCCCGUCAUAUAAUCAUGCCAUCAAGCUGCUUGCUGAGAUCAAAGAGACCUUACUGUCAUUCUUGCUGUUGGGCCAUGGUCGCCUGCGGGCCCGUAUAGAGGAGGUUUUGGACCUGCAUCUGAUCCAGCAGCAGGCUGAGCACAGGGUGCUUGACAUCAGUCAGCUUGCACAGUUCAUUGUGGGGACCAUGGGCUCAUUGUGUGCCCCCUGCAGAGACGAGGAUAUCCAGAAGCUUAAAGAGACCACCGAAUUGGUGCCUCUGCUUAAAGCGAUAUUCUCUGUUUUGGAUUUGAUGAAGAUGGACAUGGCAAACUUUGCCUUAAGCAGCAUCAGGCCCUAUCUCUUGCAGCAGUCAGCUGAAUAUGAAAGGAACAAGUUCCAGGAAUUCCUGGACAAACAGCCCAAUGUGUUGGACUACACUGAAAAAUGGCUUCAGGACACAUUGGACUGCUUAAGAGAAGGUGGAGCAGAUGACUCUGGAGCAGCCUCAUGUCCUUCUUCCUUGGUUCCACUGAACAUCCAUAAUCAUGCCUACUUGCGCCUCCUGAAGUGGCACCAUGCCUCAGACCCCUUCCCAGAGACAGUGGUGAUGGACCAGGUUCGGUUCCAGGAGAUGCAGCAGGAGGCUGAGCAGCUGGUGAUUCUAUCCAGUGUGCUCCUUAUUGUCUAUACCACUAUGGGGGAGGCCAUCUCUGGCCUGCCAGGGCUGAUGGAAACACUUAAGGACACCAUCAAUGCAAUUCUCGCAGACAUGCAGACACCGUCUUUUAGCGAAGAAGAGACCUUAGCAACCAUUGGAGAGAGGUUGUGCGUUGAACUCAGCCAGCGUCUGAACCAGCAUGGUUACUCUCCAUUUUCCACUGACCGACAGAGCACUUUAAAGGGACAGAUCUUGGCCACCGGCCAGCCAGACAACACUGUUCGCAAGCUGAUGGACUCUCGGAUCCAGCGCUACCUACUGGCGUCCCUGGAGUCCACCCAUCAUAAGACCCCUCCUCCUCACCCAGGGGGGCUGACUCCAGUCAGCAGAGAGCUGACAGAGCUUGCUCGUCGCUUUUGUCGCCUGGUCAACUUCAACAAGCAGGUGUUUUCUCCAUUCUAUCAAAGGAUUCUCCAGAACAUACUGACGGCCGUAGAGAGCCGAGGCACGGAGAAAUAAACACUGAACUGUGGAGGGGGAGCAGAAAACUGUUUGAGGUUUAAAGGAAUACUUUGGAAUUUUUUAAAGUCUAUCCCAAUUUUAUACUCACUGCUCACAUAGUAGAUAGGCUGGUUCACUUUCCCCAUCUUCCAUCCUUUUCUUCAUGCUGAAAAUGCAGCUCCAGCACACAAUCUAGAGUUUAAUGUAGUACAUUGGGGACAAAUCUGCAAUUUUCAUUCAGUACAAAGAAGUGCUCCAUGGCUCUGCCGAAGCUACCAUGAUGCUACAGCAGUCUACCAUAACAAAUGUGAGUGGUUGUUUUAAGGAUGUACAGCUUUUUUUUAAUUUCUAAAUUCCAUCUUGGUGUUUGCUUUGCUGUGCCAUGGCGGAGAGAUUCCCAUGGGUAAUCAUUUGUAAGCUGUGUUGCAGGGAGUUACACAGUAGGAAAACGGCUGUAAUAAAUGAAAGAAAUCCAUCCAUCCAUUAUCUGAACCGCUUAUCCUGCUCUCAGGGUCGUGGGGAUGCUGGAGCCUAUUCCAGCAGUCAUUGGGCGGCAGGCGGGGAGACACCCUGGACAGGUCGCCAGGCCAUCACAGGGCCAACACACAUUCACACCUAGGGGCAAUUUAGUACGGCCGAUUCACCUGACCUACAUGUCUUUGGACUGUGGGAGGAAACCGGAGCCCCAGGAGCAAACCCAUGCAGACACGGGGAGAACAUGCAAACUUCACACAGAGGACGACCCGGGAUGACCCACCAAGAUUGGACUACCCCGAAGCUUGAACCCAGGACCUUCUUGCUGUGAGGCAACCUCGCUAACCACUGCGCCACCGUGCCACCCUAAUAAAAGAAAUGACCAUCAGAAUUCACUAUAAUGAAUGCUGUAGCAUCAUGUUAGCCUUGGCUAGAGCAUUGAGGUUUUUUUUGGCACUGAACAAGGAUUGAUUGCAGAUAUGCACCCCAUUAAUUGCAUUGAAUUCUACAUGGCAAGCUGGAGCUGCAGGUCCAGUAUGAAUAAACAGACUGUGAAAAUGAAAUCUAUCUAUAUGCGCUACAAGAGUCUACUACUCUUGGCUGCUCCCGUUAGGGGUCACCACAGCCAAUCAUCCGUUUCCACCUCUUCCUGUCCAUCUUACUCUGCGUCUUCCUCUGUCACGCCAGCCAUCUGCAUGUCCUCCUUCACCACAUCCAUAAACCUCUUCUUUGGCCUUCUUCUUUUUCUCUUGCUUGGCAGCUCCAUAUUCAGCAUCCUUCUUCCAAUAUACCCAGCAUCUGUCCUCCUCACAUGGCCAAACCAUCUCAAUCUCGCCUUUCUUACUUUGUCUCCGAACUGUCCAACCUGAGCUGUCCCUCUAAUAUUCUCGUUCCUACUCCUGUCCUUCGUCACUCCCAGUGAAAAUCUUAGCAUGUUCAACUCUGCCACCUCCAGCCCUGCCUCCUGUCUUUUCAUCAGUGCCACCAUCUCCAAAACACAACAUAGCUGGUCUCACUACCAUCUUGUAAACCUUCUCGGCACGGUGGCCCAGUGAUUACCUUCACAGCAAGAAGGUCCUAGGUUCGAACCCCAAGCUGUCCCAGGUCCUUUCUGUGUGGAGUUUGCAUGUUCUGCCCAUGUCUGCGUGGGUUUCCUCCGGGUGCUCCGGUUUCUUCGCACCAUCAAAAGACAUGCAUGUUAAGGUUAAUACUUCUGUCUGUGCCCCUGACCAAGACAAUGGGAGAAGAGCUGGAGUUGGUCCCCGGGUGCUGCAGCUGACCACUGCUCCUAUACAGAGGAUGGGUUAAAUGCAGAACACAAAUUUCAUUGUAACCGAACAACUGUACAAUGGCAAAAAUAAAGUGGCUUGAAGUGGCUUUUUUUUUUAACUCUUGCUGGUAACCUUCUGUCGCAAAUAACUCCUGACACUCUUCUCCACCCACUCGCUUGCACUCUCUUCUUCACCUCUCUUUCUCACUUUGAAUAGUUGACCCCAAGUAUUUAAACUCAUCCAUCUUUUUCACCUCUACUCCUUGCAUCCUUACCAUUCCACUGUCCUCCCUCUCGUUCAUGCGUGUGUAUUCCAUCUUGCUCUUACUGACUUUCAUUCUUCUUCUAUGCAGUGCAUGCCUCCACCUCUCCAGGCUCCCCUCAACCUGCACCCUACUCUCGCUACAGAUCACAAUGUCAUCCGCAAACAUCAUAGUCCACGGAGACUCCUGCCUGAUCUUGUCCGUCAACCUGUCCAUCACCAUUGCAAACAAGAAUAGGCUCAGAGCUAAUCCUUGAUGUAAUUCCACCUCCACCUUGGACCCGUCGUUCCUACCACACACCUCACCACUGUCAUACUGCCCUCAUACAUAUCCGGCACCACUCUUACAUACUUCUCUGCCACGCCCAACUUCCUCAUACAAUAGCACACCUCUCUCGGCACCCUUCCUCUGUAUACUUUGUUGUACUUCCUCCUUCCACCACCAAGUCUCCUCUUCUUCCUUCCUCUGUCCAGAUGACACACCAAGUAGCUUCUUGGCUUAGUGAGGAAGUGGUUGCCCAGCCAUCUGGCAACCCUUCGCUACCAUGCAGCACCUGUCUUAACUCCUCCCUGAACUCCACACAUCAGUCUUCCUUCUUCAACUUCCACUGUUUGAUUCUUGGCUCUGCCUUUACUCUCUUCCUCUUCGUUUUUUAAAAUUUCCCCCCGUUUUCCCCCCAAUUGUAUCUGGUGAAUUACCCCACUCUUCCGAGCCAUCCCAGUCACUGCUCCACCCCCUCUGCUGAUUCAGGGAGGGCUGCAGACUACCACAUGCCUCCUCCGAUACAUGUGGAGUCUCCAGCCGCUUCUUUACACCUGACAGUGAGGAGUUUCACCAGGAGGACAUAGUCUGUGGGAGGAUCACGCUAUUCCCCCCAGUUCCCCCUUCCCCCUGAAUAGGUGCCCCGACUGGCCAGAGGAGGUGCGAGUGCAGCAACUAGGACACAUACCCACAUCUGGCUUCCCACCUGCCGGAGGUAACACGGGGAUUUGACCCGGCGAUCCCUGUGUUGGUAGGCAACGGAAUAGACCACUACGCUACCCGGACGCCCACUCUUCCUCUUCCUGAUCACCAAAGUCAUCCUACAGACCACCAUCCGAUGCUGCCUAGCUAUGUUCUCCCCUGUCACUACCUUGCAGUCUCCAAUCCCUUUCAGAUCAUGCUCCUAUAUAAGAUGUAGUCCACCUGUGUACACUUUCCUCAACUCUUAUAGGUCAUCCUGUGUUCCUCCCUCUUCUUGAAAUAUGUCACUACAGCCAUUUCCAUCCUUUUUGCUAAAUCCACAACCAUCUGUCCUUCCACAUGUCUCUGCUUGACACUGUACAUACCCAUCACCUCCUCAUCACCUCUGUUCCCUUCACCAACAUGCCCGUUGAAGUCCGCUCCAGUCACCACUCUCUCCUCCUUGGGAACACUCUCCACCACUUCAUCCAACACAUUCCAGAAUUCUUCUUUCUCUUCCAUCUCACACUGAACUCCAUCAUGCACUGAUAACAUACAUCUUCACACCUUCGUUUUCCAGUUUCAUACUCAUCACUCUGUCCGACGCUGUAGGCCUCCAAACGCACUGUUGACAUACUCUUCCUUCAGAAUUACCCCUACCCCACUUCUCCUCCCAUCUGCACCAUGGUAGAAGAGUUUAAACCCACCUCCGAUGCUCUUGGCCUUACUCCACUUCUACCUGGUCUCUUGCGCAUACAGUAUAUCUACCUUCCUUCACUCCAUCAUAUCAGCCAACUCUCUCCCUUUACUGGUCAUAGUGCCAACAUUCAAAGUUAUGACUCCCACCUCCACACUCAUACCCUUCCUCUUGUCUCGCUGCCUCUGGACAUGCCUUCCCCCUCUCCUUCUCCUUCAUCCAACAGUAGCAUAGUUUCCACUGGCACCCUCCUAGGCCAACAGUACCGGUGGUGGUCGUUGGUAACCUGGGCCUCGACCAAUCCAGUUUGGAAAUCUGAUUUCUGAUCUGCAUAUUUGAUUUGGCAAAGGUUUUAUGCUGGAUGCCCUUUCUGACUUUCUGACUCCUCAUUUAUCCGGGCUUGGUACCGGCACUAAGAAUGCCCUGGCUUAUGUAUCCUCAGUGGCUGGGUGUAACAAGAGUGGUGAAUUUAAAAUAGGGAUCGACUUUGAAAAUUCCAAACUAUUUCUUUUCAUAAAGGGCACAGAAAUUGGCACUAAAAGCAGGCGCCACCAGAUUAUGCAUCUCAAAUUAACAUAAUUUUAAAAAAAGUGUCUAACACUUGCUACUGCUUACAGUGUUGCUUAUUUGAUAAACUCUCAGGCCUCAGAAUUGCAUCCCUAAGAUAACUGUUACUGUCACUUUGUGUUUCAUAAAAUGUAGUGACAAUGGUCGCAGAUAGCACAGAUGUUAAAUGUACCGUAAAACACCUUACUGCAUGCUGUAUCGACCAAAAUGGCAAUCUUGCAAGUUACUGUAUAUCACAGAAGAGGAACGUAAUUUGUGAUCCAGUGAGGAGUUUUGAAGGGUAACUAGAAUGUUGUGGACCAACUUGAAUUUUUACAUUACGUUUAUUUAUUUAUUUUAUCAGUGUAUGAUGAUUGUAGUGGUUCAUGGUCAUUGUAGAAUAUUAAUGUUUUAUGAGCACUUUCCCAGUUUGCUUUUGCUAAUGACACUGUUAGUGCAUAUUUCACAGUCAUAUAUCCUCUAAAUAACAUAAAUUGUCACUUAGCUGCAAUCUAUUUGGCUAACAUUUAGUCACUGAACCCUUGUCAAAUUAUGUCCCACCUGCCCCCAUUAACGACAUGCAUUCAUGACUAAUUACAUCUAUUACAUCAGUGUUUGUCUUGAACUUCAACUACAUGGUCAAUAAAGAA
This is a messenger RNA of Lampris incognitus (smalleye Pacific opah), 6478 nucleotides long. RefSeq names its product t-complex 11, testis-specific-like 1 (gene tcp11l1). Gene Ontology annotation, biological process: signal transduction. The transcript has 10 exons. The coding region runs from base 59 to 1654 and encodes 531 amino acids. The record is from RefSeq and is a predicted model, not a curated record. NCBI's taxonomy places the organism in Eukaryota, Metazoa, Chordata, Actinopteri, Lampriformes, Lampridae.